AUGAAAUACUAAGAGAUAGAUUUAGAAGAUCAAACAAAUUAGAUAUAGUAUGAAAGGAUUAGUGAGUCCUAUCCUCCUAAUACAAAAAAUAACUAUCGCUAUCUAGCAGAAGUUCAUACCAUUUUGUAAAAAAUAGACAUUAGUCAAAUAGAUACUAGUUAAGAUAUUAUUUCUAGAACAAUGACUAAUAGUAAUGAUAUACGAUAAAUAUAAGUUCUCCAUUCUGAGUGGUUUCCAAUUUAAUAUGAAUAAUCAUAUUAUGAUAAUAUGCUAACACAUAAUAAAAAUUUAGUUCUUGAACUUGAUCUAUCAAGAUUUGGAUUCUCAAAAUAUAUAAUUGCAGCUGUAAUAUAUAAUAAAAAGAGCACAACUUUUAAGGAAAUGAAGUUCUCCUUCAAAGAUUUAUGCACAGACUCUUACUGUUUAUAUAUUCAAACUAUCGGAGUUAUAAAUGAAUUUCGCUAACAUGGUUUGGCAUCUUAUUUACUAAAUUACAUCAAGGUAGAAGCCAGUAAAAAUUAAAAAGUAAAAUAUAUUAACUUGCAUAUGGUUACGUAUAAUAAAUCUGGAGAACGAUUUUACUUAAAAAAUGGAUUUUAGUAAAUCGAAAAAUGUAAAAACUAUUAUAAUAUUGAAAAUAAGUAAUACGACUCCUAUUUAUUUUGCUUUUAUGUAAAUGGAGGAGAACCCCCAAUAACGUUCUUUCGCUAUUUAUCUGAAAAAAUAAGCUACUCUUUAUCUGCUAUUAAAUCUUUAGUAAGUAAAUCUAACAAAUUUGAAGAAAAUGAUAUUAAAAUGAUAUGA
Molecule: messenger RNA, 804 nt
Organism: Tetrahymena thermophila SB210
Lineage: Eukaryota; Ciliophora; Oligohymenophorea; Hymenostomatida; Tetrahymenidae
Product: GNAT family acetyltransferase
Exons: 1
Biological process (GO): N-terminal peptidyl-methionine acetylation
Cellular component (GO): Golgi membrane
Molecular function (GO): protein-N-terminal amino-acid acetyltransferase activity; histone acetyltransferase activity
Source: RefSeq, a predicted model, not a curated record